This is a messenger RNA of Hansenula ciferrii, 1122 nucleotides long. It is a transcript of the gene PZF1, whose product is annotated as Pzf1p. The record is from RefSeq and is a predicted model, not a curated record. The transcript has a single exon. Lineage: Eukaryota; Fungi; Ascomycota; Saccharomycetes; Phaffomycetales; Wickerhamomycetaceae. Gene Ontology annotation, cellular component: nucleus. Bases 1 to 1122 code for a protein of 373 amino acids. Gene Ontology annotation, biological process: regulation of transcription by RNA polymerase II.
AUGUGCUCAAAUACAGAACCAGUGAGGCGAGGAAGAAGCGACUCGGUAACUUCUACAACUUCAAUAUCAUCAGUAUUCUCUUCAAGAUCUUCAUCUUCAAGUUCAAGACCAAAAAUUUAUCAUUGUGAUUAUGAAGGAUGUGAAAAAGUAUAUUCUAGACCUAGUCUAUUAACACAACAUCAAAGAGUUCAUUCAGAUGCAAGACCUUUCCAAUGUGAAUUAUGUGAUCGUGCUUUCUUUAGAGAUUCUCAUUUAAAAGCACAUUUAUUAUCACAUUCUCAAGAAAAACCAUUUAAAUGUUCAACUUGUGGUAAAGGUGUUAAUACUCAACAACAUUUAAAACGUCAUGAAAUUACUCAUACAAAAUCUUUUAAAUGUGAUCAUGAAGGUUGUGAAGAAUCUUUUUAUAAACAUCAACAAUUAAGACAUCAUAUUCAAUCAAUUCAUUUGAAAACUUUAACAUGUAAAGAAUGUGAUAAAACUUUCCCUAGACCUUAUAGAUUAGCAAAUCAUAUGGAAAAACAUCAUGGUGCAUCACCAGCUUAUCAAUGUACUUUCCCUGGAUGUUUCAACAAUUUUAAAACUUGGUCUGCUUUACAACUUCAUGUUAAAACUGAUCAUCCAAAAUUAUCAUGUAAUAUUUGUGGGAAAGGUUGUGUUGGUGAAGAAGGUUUAAGAAUGCAUAUGAUGAUUCAUGAUUCUGAAACUUCAAUAAAACGUUGGAAAUGUACAGAAUGUCCCUUGGAUUUUUUGAAAAAAGAUGAAUUAUUUAAUCAUUGUAUUAAUGAUCAUCAAUUCAUACCUGCAGGUUUGAAAAAUUUAUUUAAAGAUGAAAUUAAUGAUCCAAUAACUCCUCCAGAGCGAGUUCAAUCCCCAUUAGCAAGUUCUGCUAAAAUACAAAAUUUCAUUUCAGGUAAAAAUUCAUCAGUAGAUUUAUUAUUAGGUACUGUGGCAAAACCUGAAAAGACAAUUUCUUGUACAAUUAAAUCAUGUUCCAGGAUGUUUAAAAAAGAUUAUGAUUUACAAAGACAUUUAAUUUGGCAUGAAAAGCAAAAAGAACGUUAUAUUAAAGUUUUGAAUGCGAUAAAUGAUGGCAAGGAACAAGAACAAGAACAACAAUAA